Molecule: messenger RNA, 3310 nt
Organism: Patiria miniata (bat star)
Lineage: Eukaryota; Metazoa; Echinodermata; Asteroidea; Valvatida; Asterinidae
Gene: smarcal1
Product: SWI/SNF-related matrix-associated actin-dependent regulator of chromatin subfamily A-like protein 1
Exons: 16
Coding region: 269-3187 (972 amino acids)
Biological process (GO): DNA repair; replication fork processing
Cellular component (GO): nuclear replication fork
Molecular function (GO): ATP-dependent chromatin remodeler activity; ATP binding
Source: RefSeq, a predicted model, not a curated record
GUGUGGACUUGCGACUGGGGCGUGUGGUGGUGGAUGGCGGUGUGCAUUUUAGUUCCUUAUUUUCCAAGUUCCUGUGCAUGCAUGUAUGGCUGCAGAAGGUGGAGCCUAGGAGCCUAGUUUAGUUUGGCCUUGUUUUCACCACCACCACCACCACCACCACCACCACCACCACCACCACCACCACCACCACCACCACCAUUACUCCACACCAAAGGGUUCAUGGUCUGCAUAGUCUUGUGACUUUGUGUAAGUUAGAAGUUCCGUCACCAUGGCAACAACUGGAGGUCUGACUGCUGAGCAAAAGAGACGCAUGGAGGAAAACAGGAAGAAGGCGCUUCUUCUGAGAGCCAAGCGUAACCAAGGCAACAGCCAGGUUGCCAAGCCGACCCAAAGCACAUCAUCAGGACAGACCAAAGCCACAAAUUUCACUCAAGUUGUUGCUAGGAGCGGCAAUCAGGGUUCAUCCCAUUUUCCACACAACCAAGGACCUAAGGAAAGCACGAAUAGCCGCUCCAGCACAAUUUCAUCGUCAGCAAAUGGCUGGUCCAAGAAAUCCCAAGGAUCUGUCGUCACAAAACCAAGUGGAUUUCAUGGAAAUGACAGCGGCAAUCAAAUUACUGCUUCAAGAAGCAAUUUCCAAAGUGAAGCAUCUUCAAAAUCAGUUGAGUUGUCAAAUACAAGCAGUAACAUACAACAAACAUCAGUAACAAGUACGAGUAUUUUCAACAGUGCACCUACAGCCCAAGUGAAUUUGCCAACUGCAGUAAUGCCUAGCAAGGUUUGCACAAAUCCACCAACAGAGGGCGGUCUGCAAGGAGGACACAAUUCAACCUCUGGUGUUGGCAAGCCAAAGACAAUUACGAGUUUCUACACGUCGAAACCACGACCAACAGCCACUGGAGACCAGACUAGUUCUUCGGGGCGUUCAAGUACUGCUGGUCAGAGUCUGGUGCCGAAUCCACAUUCGAAUCCACAGAAACCGGGGUCUGGAUUCCAGACUCGCAAUGAAAUCCAGGGUCCCAGCGUGAAACGUCCGGAUUUCUCCCAGAAAGGGGGAGGAACUAAGUCCAGCUUUGGGGGCGGGCUGGGGAGUAACUCACAAGGAGCUUGUGUGCUGGUGUCGAGGACGAGAUUUGUGGUGAAUGUCGGAUACAAUGCGAAGCUCAUUGAAAUCUUCAAGGAAAUCCCAAGCAAAAGUUACGAUGUUGCAGAGAAGAAAUGGUCAUUCGCUUUGUCAGAUUACGACACGCUCAUGGAAGCAGUCAAACCGCUGAGGCCCACAGUUGAGAUCGAACCCUUACCCAAGCCGGUGUGCGCAGCCUUCCGCAGGCAGCGCCACGGCCAGGAGGGGAACCGGGUCAUCCCGGACGCCAACCUCAACUCCGUGGACCAAAAACUGGUGAACACGCUGAUGAAUUUCCAGCGGGAAGGAGUCAAUUUUGCCAUCAGCAGAGAAGGCCGAGUCUUGAUAGCGGACGACAUGGGUCUCGGGAAGACACUGCAAGCCAUCUGCAUAGCCUGCUUCUACCGAGCGGAGUGGCCAGUUCUGGUCGUCUCACCGUCCUCUGUGAGGUACUCCUGGGCCGAGGCGUUUGAGAAGUGGAUACCCUCUCUGGAUCCACAGGACAUCAACGUCGUACUGAACAGUAAAAGCUCUGGUACGUCAGGUCAAGUUAACAUCCUGAGCUAUGACUUGAUGCACAGGAAGGCAGCAGAGCUCAAGCAGUUUCGCUUCCAGAUCAUCAUCAUGGAUGAAUGUCAUUUUCUGAAGAAUGUCAAAACAGCAAGAACGAAAGCCGCUCUUCCACUUCUCAAGGCAGCACCACGCGUGAUUCUCCUGUCUGGUACCCCAGCUCUAUCCAGACCUUCAGAACUCUACACCCAAAUCCUGGGUGUGGCUCCUAGACUUUUUCCAUCAUUCCAUGAGUUUGGGUUGAGGUACUGCAACGCAACCCAGAAUCCAUGGGGAUGGGACUACUCUGGCUCUUCCAACAUGACGGAGCUGCAACUCCUGCUGGAAGAGUGCAUCAUGAUCCGAAGGCUCAAGCAAGACGUCUUGAAGGAACUGCCCUCCAAGACCAGACAAAUGGUCAUAAUGGAUCCUUCUAUCGUCAAAACUAACAGCAAGGCACUCAAAGUCGCAGCGGACCAGAUGGGAAGAAAGAAACCUAAAUCGGAAGAGAGGGGCGUCUUGUUGAAGUACUUUGCUGAGACUGGACUUGUCAAGGUGCCAGCAAUUAGGGAUUACGUGCUGGAUCUGCUGGAAGCUGAUCACAAAUUCCUCAUCUUCGCUCAUCACCAGUCGGUCUUGGAUGCUCUGUGCAUAGCUAUCAGUCAAAAGAAGUAUGACUACAUCCGUAUUGACGGCAGUACCUCGGCAGCACACCGCAAGGCCCACUGUGACAGAUUUCAAGAGGAGAAGACGUGUCGCGUUGCCGUCCUGUCCAUCACUGCAGCCAAUGCCGGUUUGACGCUCACCGCAGCCAGCAUGGUGGUCUUUGCUGAACUGUUCUGGAAUCCUGGGAUACUGGUUCAAGCAGAGGAUAGAGUUCACCGCAUUGGACAGCAGGACGCUACCAACAUACGAUACCUGAUAGCUAAAGGCACGGCUGAUGACUACAUAUGGCCACUGGUGCAAAAGAAGUUGUCGGUGUUGGGGAAAGCAGGCUUGUCAAAGGACGACUUUUCCGAGGCUGACACAACUGCAUUUAAGGAUCCGAGACAGAAAAGCAUCCUCUCUUUCUUUGAGAAGUCCUUCCUGGAGGAUGAUUACGAGUUGGAACAGGAGGAACUGGCUUGCCUCGUUGCCUUGGAGUCGCAGGAGUCCGAGAGUGACGACACUGCAGCAAUGAACCCUGGGAAGGCAGAUGAUGAUGCCAGAUCGAGCUACAGCAAUGAUCAAAUGCCAUUGGUCAUUACAAAAGACGGCGUCCUUAAAAACAACAGUAAAACAAGCUAUCCCCAAGAGAAGACCGUUCCGUCUGUGAAAUCUAAGACCAGUCAUCAAGAUGGCUUGGAGGGUACUCGAAAUACCGAAGGGGCAUCUGUGAUGCCCAUGAAGAAGGCAAAGACCCCGUUUAGCACCCCUUGGGCCGUCAAGAAACCGCUCGGUGAGAGUAAUGGUGGUGAUUUGGAGGAUUGUGGGGACGGACCGCCUUGUAAACGACAGAGAAAUGCCAACAGUUGAAGAGACAGUAUGUGCUGGCCGUGCACGGACUUUGUAGCAAGAAGACUCGGGAUUUUUUUUAUAAUAACAACAAUAAUGUGUAUUUAUAAAUUAUUGGUGUUCAAGGCGCUACAUCAAUCUAAC